CCAUCCGUCCGUCCGUCCGUCCGUCCUUCCGUCCGUCCGUCCGUCCGUCCUUCCGUCCGUGCCCCCGGGCGCUGGAGCAUGGCCCUGGCCGGGGCGCUGCUGCUCUGCUCCUACAUGGCGCUGGCCCCGGCCGGGUCCGGCCAGCCCUACCUCCGCCUGCGGCCGUCCCCCAGCGACAGCCUUCCGGUCAAGGACAUCAUCGAGCACCCGGACCCCGACUACGACCCCAAGGAGCAGGACCUGGACGAGCGCGCCCUGCGCAAGCGGCUGGGCAGCCACCUGGACCCCGGCUUCAUGUCGGUGGCGGCGCCGCCGUCGCAGGGCAACGCGUCCGGCCCGGAGCCGCUGCCCAGGCCGGGGGGACCCGGGGCCGUGCCCGGGGAGCUGCGGAGGCUCGACUGGGGCGAGGGCCCGGCCGGAGCGCGCGUCAAGCUGGGCCGCAAGGCGCGGCGCCGGCUGGCGCAGUGGCUGUGGGCGUACACCUCGUGUCCCGUCGUGUACACCUGGAAGGACCUGGGGCUGCGCUUUUGGCCGCGCUACCUGCGAGAGGGCAGCUGCCCGCCCGAGCGCUCCUGCUCGCUGCCCCAGGGCAUGUUCUGCCGGCCGGCGCGCUCCGUCCCCAAGACCCUCCUGCGCUGGCACUGCCAGGGCUGGGCGCGCCACAAGUACUGCACCUGGAUCCCCGUCCAGUACCCGGUCAUCUCCGAGUGCAAGUGCUCCUGCUGACGGCACCGCCCCCCACACGCCCUCCCCGGGACCCCCUCCGGCCCGCCGACACACCCCCCUCCCCUCCC
Messenger RNA from Ornithorhynchus anatinus (platypus), 794 nucleotides. RefSeq names its product noggin-2-like. The transcript has 2 exons. Bases 79 to 726 code for a protein of 215 amino acids. Gene Ontology annotation, biological process: dorsal/ventral pattern formation; negative regulation of cell differentiation; negative regulation of BMP signaling pathway. Lineage: Eukaryota; Metazoa; Chordata; Mammalia; Monotremata; Ornithorhynchidae. The record is from RefSeq and is a predicted model, not a curated record.